This is a messenger RNA of Panthera uncia (snow leopard), 1935 nucleotides long. RefSeq names its product neuronal differentiation 4 (gene NEUROD4). The transcript has a single exon. Gene Ontology annotation, biological process: nervous system development; regulation of DNA-templated transcription. NCBI's taxonomy places the organism in Eukaryota, Metazoa, Chordata, Mammalia, Carnivora, Felidae. Gene Ontology annotation, molecular function: protein dimerization activity. The record is from RefSeq and is a predicted model, not a curated record. The coding region runs from base 1 to 996 and encodes 331 amino acids.
AUGGCAAAACCUUAUGUGAAACCCAAGGAGAUGACAGAGUUGGUCAACACACCAUCCUGGAUGGACAAAGCUCUGGGCUCUCAGAAUGAGAUGAAGGAGGAAGAGAGAAGAUCAGCUGCUUAUGGGAUGCUUGGAAGCUUAGCUGAAGAGCAUGACAGUAUUGAGGAGGAAGAAGAGGAGGAAGAGGAUGGGGAGAAGCCUAAGAGAAGGGGUCCCAAGAAAAAGAAGAUGACAAAAGCUCGCCUUGAGAGAUUCAGGGCUCGAAGAGUCAAGGCCAAUGCUAGAGAACGGACCCGGAUGCAUGGCCUGAAUGAUGCCCUGGACAACCUGAGGAAAGUCAUGCCAUGUUACUCUAAGACUCAAAAGCUCUCCAAGAUAGAGACUCUUAGACUGGCCAGGAACUAUAUUUGGGCUUUGUCUGAGGUCCUGGAAACUGGACAGACACCUGAAGGGAAGGGCUUUGUGGAGAUGCUCUGCAAAGGGCUCUCUCAGCCUACAAGCAACCUGGUGGCUGGAUGCCUCCAGCUGGGCCCUCAGUCUGUCCUCCUGGAGAAGCAUGAGGAGAAAUCUCCUAUUUGUGACUCUGCCAUCUCUGUCCAUAACUUCAACUAUCAGUCUCCUGGGCUCCCUAGCCCUCCUUAUGGCCAUAUGGAAACACAUCUUAUUAAUCUCAAACCCCAAGUAUUCAAGAGUUUGGGAGAAUCAUCCUUUGGGAGCCAUCCACCUGACUGCAGUACACCACCUUAUGAGGGCCCACUCACUCCACCCUUGAGCAUCAGUGGGAACUUCUCCUUGAAGCAAGAUGGCUCUCCUGACCUGGAUAAAUCCUACAGUUUCAUGCCACAUUAUCCUUCUGCAAGUCUAAGCUCAGGGCAUGUUCAUUCAACUCCCUUUCAGGCUGGUACCCCUCGUUAUGAUGUUCCCAUAGAUAUGUCCUAUGAUUCCUACCCUCACCAUGGCAUUGGGGCCCAACUUAAUACAAUCUUCACUGAUUAGGGCAGUAAGACAAGCAUUUCAGAGGAUAAUGUGGACAUGUUUCCCAUAAUUCAAGUGGGUUGAGCUGAAGAUUCAAUGACCUUAAAGGAACCCUAUAGAUAGAUAUCAAACGCAGUAGUCCCAGUCCAUUUAGGCCUUCCUGCACCUGCCACCCUCAUUUAUCAUCAGCUUCUCACACUGUAUUGAUUCAUUUAGUUAGGGUCCUCAAGUGAAAUUAUUUGAUUGUUUACAAGCACGUGGAAAUACAACAGAAGCCCUGGGCCCUAUUCUAAUGGUGCCAAAAACUCAUGAUCUAUGCCACUUAAUUUUCCAUUUCUGGCCUCUGUUUACUGAUUGGUAAAAUCAGACAACUGUUUUAAGUCUAGAUGAUUUUAAAGUCCUUCACAGUUCUGAAAAUUCAAUAAUUUUGGUGAUCACUCCUAUAAACUUACUGAAACUGAAAGAAUUGAAGAAUAAUAGUAAAUGAACACUGUGUGUGGAAUGAUUAGAUGGAGUUGCCAAAGGAGCACAGAUGCAUUUCUCUCGGGGACCUGAUAGGACGUCUAUGCAUCUAUCUAAAAAUUGUCUCCAAAGGCUAAAAUCCUAACUUGGCUGUCACUGUGAAUAACAAAGCAUGUUCUUUAAGAGAUUAGCUCUACUUCUUGUUGGCUGAGGCUGAACAUCUCUUUCUUAGUAAUAUGAGAACCAUAGUAGAGAUCUCAUACCAACUUGAUUCUUGAUUAACAUUUCAAAAGCACUUUUCUCAGUUCUAGAGAUGGGGCAAGCAAGUCUCUGUAAACAGACUCCUAUGACCAAUGGAACUUAGAGAAGUCAUCCGUACCAUUUCAUAGCCUCUGUAACCAGGAGGCUCUAAAAAUUCUGAAGAUGCUCAGGGGCUGCUAUUGGAAUCAGCAAACAACCCAGGUCAUAUUCAAGAGCAAUAAAAUGGCAAUUGGCUAU